Messenger RNA from Penicillium brevicompactum, 2877 nucleotides. RefSeq lists its product as uncharacterized. Gene Ontology annotation, molecular function: protein binding. The record is from RefSeq and is a predicted model, not a curated record. The coding region runs from base 1 to 2877 and encodes 958 amino acids. NCBI's taxonomy places the organism in Eukaryota, Fungi, Ascomycota, Eurotiomycetes, Eurotiales, Aspergillaceae. The transcript is spliced from 3 exons.
AUGGCAUCGAAAAUAUCCUUCCAAGGUAACAAUGAUGGCUUGGAAGUAGGAAUUAACCAGGGCAAUAUCACAUUUACAUCCAUCAACAAUGAUGCCGAUCAGAUUUGCAUGCAGGCAUUGCGAUGUCCAAAUUCGCGGGCUAUCAGACAUCGAUUAACGCGGGAGAAAGAUCAACUCCGCCCGACACUGAUACAGUGGAUCAUCAAUAGCUCGCAAUAUAGAGCCUGGCGAGAUGGACGGGAAAUCGGCCUACUCUGGAUUAAAGGAGGGGCAGGAAAAGGGAAGACUAUGAUGACUAUCUUUAUCAUUGAUCAACUCUCUCGCCUGUUCGAUGACAGCUCGUCGAAAGAAUCACCCUUGGUGACUUAUUUCUUUUGCCAAAAUACGGAUGACGAGCUGAGUAGCAUCGCAGCCAUUAUCAAGGGUCUUAUUCUUCAAUUGGUUCAUCAAGAAGAGGCUGUCGCGAGGUGUUUACGCAACUACUGGGAUAUCAACAAAAGAACUUUCACGCAUGACAUGAGCUCAUGGCGAAUCCUGUGGAACCUCUUUUGGGAGAUGUUGGAUCGGUGCGAGCGCUCGCAGAUCUACAUUAUUAUCGACGGCUUAGAUGAGUGCAAAGACGACGACGUGGACAGCUUUCUCCGCAUGGUAGUCCGGAACGGGCUUGAUCAUCCUGGCAAGAUCAAAUGGCUACUAGCAAGUAGACCACUGGAUAGUGCUGAAAGGGAACUGCUGACUGGGAACGACCAGGCACAGGUUAGCCUUGAGCUAAACCAUGAAAGUGUCACCGAGUCAGUCAGGGCCUACGUCCAUGAGAAAGUAAAGGAACUUGAUCGACGGGCCAGGUACAACAAGAGCUUGCGACAAGAAAUCGAGAGCAAGCUUGUUUCCAAGGCCGAAGGCACAUUUUUGUGGGUCAGCUUGGUGUGCAAACAGCUAGAAAGUGUCCGAAGUGAGGAUGCUCUUGGUGCAAUCCAGGCCUUACCAUCUGGACUUCCUUCUCUGUAUCAUCGGGUAUUCAGCCAACUUCAAGUUGGCAGCCCGACAGAUGUAAAGGGAAGCAUGAUAUUGCUAAAGAUCAUGAACUCAACUUGCGGACCACAAACCUCAGUUGAUCCUUGGAAACUGGAAGCGCUGGCUAGCAUAUGCGGUCUUGUUGGCAAAUACAGCAGCAUCGAGGAGAAUGAAACAACCGUCAAAGCAUUGGUGGAUCGGUGUGCCUCCUUUCUUCAAAUGCAUGAGAGAACCGUUCGAUUUUCCCACCAGUCUGCGCGAGAUUUCUUCGUGAGCGACGCUGGAAAGUCUUUACUGGAUUCGCAAGAACAGUUCGGCCAAUAUGAACUCGCUAUGGGGUAUGUGUCGUUUUUAGACCGCCAUCUUAAAGUGAAUCUGCUGGACUUUUCGGGACCCGACAGCUCCCCACAUGAGGUCGAUCUCACCGAAGCUCAGACGACGUUGCUAAGGAAUGUGGCACAUGCAGCUACUCAUUGGUUGGGCCAUUUCAACAAUGCAGAAAAGACCUGGUCAAAGCACGACAAGCCUAUCGAGAAAGGUGUAUUCAAAUCAUUCGUACAAACGCGAUUUCUCGAGUGGAUCGAAUGUUUAAGUUUCUCAAACUCCCUCGCCGAUGAUGAAAGUGGGUUUUACACAACGAUGAAACCACUAGUUUGGCCCACGCAGUGGAAGGCUAGAGUGGAUGUAAUAAUCAUGCACCCAGUCGAGCAACUUAUGAAGGAGAUUCCCCGGAUGCCUGAACAUUGGGCGCCACAUGGAUUCGGGCCGUUUGCCUUUGCCAUAGACGGACGGUUGCCUUUUGUCAAUUUUGACGAUGACCUCGUUCUCAAGCCUCUGCAUAAUCAGACAAGAGAUCAACGGAAGACCCUUGGCAGUCGCUCGGGGCCAUAUUCAAUUGUGACAUGGUCUCCCGACAAUGGACUAAUCGCAUCUGCAGCUAUGGACAGCACCAUCAAAGUGUGGAAUGCGAUCACAGGUCAAAUCAAGCUGGAAAUCCCCCACAAUGCAGAAUCUGUGAAUGCUAUAGCAAUCACGAAUGAUGCCGCGAAGAUCGCCUGGAGCUCUGACAAAGACUCUGUGAUCAGACUUUGGGAUAGCGCGAGUCAGCAAAUAAAGAUACUGACAGGGCAUACCUCUUCAGUAUGUUCUUUGUCAUUCUCCCCGAACGACAGACAGCUCGUGUCUGGCAGUGUGGAUCACACCGCUAGGCUGUGGGAUACCGCUACGGGCAGCCAUCUGAAGACGCUGUCGGGUCACUCUGAUCGGGUCGGAGUCGUCACAUUUUCUCCGGGUGGACACUACGUCGCAUCCGGCUCCGAUGACAAAACUGUUAGGCUUUGGGACACUACUAGAGGUGGUCACAUAAAGACUCUGCAACCUCUGGGAAUCAUGGUCGAAGUCAAAGGGGUAUCCUUCUCCACGGAUGGUAAAUGGAUUGCCGCGUGCUCUUCCCCAACUGGAAUUCAAUUCUGGGAACUUGCCAAAAGUCUUAAUCCCUCGAAACUUUUCUGGCAUAGUCUUAGCCGAUAUCGGGUUGCAUAUCCAGAUCGUGAAAUCCGUACACCCUUCAAAGUCAGGGCCAUCCAGUUCUCACCAGAUGAUCGAUAUCUCGCAACUAAUAUGAGGCCGAUCUGGCUUAGAGGCAUAACCAGGUCUGGGGUUCCAGUAGAGCCUGGUCUUCGGUAUGAGCAAGGGUGGGUAUGUUCUGGAGAUUUGCGAAUCCUUUAUCUGCCAGAAAACGCUCUCGCAUUGACCUGUGAUGUUGAAGGUGAUCAGGUGAGAAUUGGAUUUCCGGAUGGGUUCAUUGUGAGCUUUGGCAUCAAUCUCGAAUCGCUUGCCCGACAGACUUUCAUGAUUAGAUAA